This is a messenger RNA of Didymodactylos carnosus, 699 nucleotides long. NCBI's taxonomy places the organism in Eukaryota, Metazoa, Rotifera, Eurotatoria, Philodinida, Philodinidae. The record is from the annotation of a GenBank genome assembly.
AUGUAUGCGGCUCAUUUUGCUACUGCAUUAUUAUUUCAUUGUUAUUAUCCAUCUGUUAAUUCAUUUUUAUUUACAUUUGGUGUUAUGUUUUUGGAUAUUGUCUUCGCCAUAUUAGCUUAUUUUACAAUUGAAGGAAUUCGACUGAAUCCAAAUGCCGGUCUUCUCGGGUUCGAGUUACAUUGUCCAUUUAGUCAUUCAUUACUGGGAUCAUUCGUUUUAAGUUGUUUAUGGGGAUGUAUGUGUGUAGUCCAUAAAACAACAAAUUUUCUUCCUGUAUUCCUCUCAUCAUUUAGUCAUUUCCUUGAAGAUUGGCUCAUUCAUAAUCGGCAUUUACAGUUACACCCGUUUAGUUCGUUUUGUGUCGGUGGUACAGGACUGUGCUCAAAAUAUCCACGUGGAACAUAUUAUUUAGAAUUCAUUUUAUGUAUAUGUUGUUCAGCUGAAAUAUAUAGAAGAAAAAACUUUGAUUUAAGUAUGAUAGGAAUUAGUUUAUUCCUAUCAAUUCUUUACAUAUUUUAUUUACAUUUCCAAUUUCGACCAUCGGUUUCUGGUCAAUUCACAAAAUUUGUGAAAGCCAUACCAGAUAAACAACAACAAGGACGAAUACUAUUUCCAAUGCUUCUAAAAUUGUUUGUUACACCGGCUCUUGUUUUGGGUGUGUUGUUAGAGUUUCCACGUUUUAUGCGAUUGUUCACGUAA